AUUUUUUAAAAUUACCGUUAAUAAUUUUUAUUUGAACUUCUUUUUUAAAAAAUUCCUCACACUCGUUGCAUAAGGCAUUUUCCAUCUUUUACCUCACUCCUCACCGUCAUCUCACUCUCACUCUCGCUUCUCACUCUCACUUUCGCUUCUCACUCUCACUAAUGGCUUCUUCUAUCUUUUGCGCAUAGCUUCAAUGGCUGCGUCAACUCAUUCUCCUUUUCGAUCUUCAUGUGGUAAAGUUCUUCUUACCCGACGAUUGCCCUUCAAAAGUUGGCAGCAAACUCCAAGGAAAGAAGACAUUGUCAAAAUGGCCAUAUGAUGAUGAGCCACCACCAGGUUUUGAAGGCAAACAUUUACAAAAACAAUCGCCUUCAACUACCACUGAUGAAUAUGAUGAUAUACCACCUGGUUUUGAAGGCAAACAUUUGCAAAAUCAAUCGAAGGCUGUUUUUCCUCACAUUCCUCGUAUUAAAUGGGAAUGCCCUCCUUUGAUUGCUUUGAAUAAGGAUUUGCAUGUUCCUGCUGGGCAAGAUAGCAUGGAGAAAAAUUAUCAAAAGCGAAGAGAAAAGAAAGUGCCUGAAACAGUUUUUCCUAAUUUGUGUGAGAUCAAUGCACUCCAACAUACUUUCUAUUAUUAGGUUGGUGGAGGAGAGGUGGAGGUGUCAGGAUCUCUUACAGAGAAGACAAUUCUUUCUUGGACAGUGAAGGAUGUUUUGGCUGUGGAUGGUGGUGGUUGUCUCCUCAAUGUUGUUUCUUUGUGAAAAUGAAGGAAGAAGAAAAUCGUGCCUGGGAGUUUGAUGAAAGCUUUGGUGAGGCCUGGUGGGGGUGAUUCUGAACCUUCGGAUGGUGACCAGGUUAUUAUCACCGCACGAUUCGAACAUUGGAUGGAGUACUUGUGGAAUCUACCAGAUAUGAUUGUGGAGAAUUUCAAAGUCGAAGUAAGGCGUGAAGCUCGUGAUAAGAUUUCGGAAUGACCCUCCUUCAGGUCUUAUUAAUGUUUCCAUAUUUGAAGUAUGCUAUCAAGCUUAAGCAAGAGAAACUGGUUGCUUUCAUGCACUUGUGGUUGUGGUGGAGUACUUGUUUUCAUGUUAAAGCAAACAACAGUUUAAGACCUGGUGACACACUGAAUUACACAGAAACAGGAAAAGUAAUUACCAAAAACGGAAAAUAUUUUCUGGCUUUUUAUACUAUUGUUGAUGACACUUACUUGGCUGUCUGGAAAACAAAUUGGGACACUUAUUGGGUUUGGUUGAGUGAUAGAAACCAACCUGUUGACCCAGAUUCUGCAGUUUUAUCACUAAACCACUCUGGUGUGCUGAAAAUAGAAUCUCAACGUGGGAAACCAAUAAUCCUCUAUUCUCCACCUCAACCAAUCAACAACACUGUGGCAACCUUGUUGGACACAGGCAACUUUGUGCUUCAACAACUUCACCCCAAUGGGUCUACAAUGAGUGUGUUAUGGCAGAGUUUUGAUUAUCCUAUCGAUACUAUGAUCCCUACCAUGAAGUUAGGUGUUAAUCAUAAAACAGGCCAUAAUUGGUCACUUGUUUCAUAUUUUGCUAAUGAUGAUAUUAAUAUUGUAACACCAGGUGCCUUUAGCCUUGAAUGGGAACCCGUUGGGGAAGAACUGGUCAUAAGGAGACGCGGAAAAGUUAGUUGGCGAAGUGGGAAACUGAGGAACAAUAGAUUUGAGCACAUUUCAGAAGAUGCACAACGCACGUUGAACUACACCGUUGUUUCUAAUGCUGAUGAAAGUUCCUUCUCUUUCACAACUACAAAUGAUGAUGUUGAUGUUUUAUGGUGGAUCGCAUCAGAUGGGCAAUUAAAUAAUUAUAGCGAAACUGUUGUUUGGGCUGAUAUGUGUUAUGGAUAUAACACUGAUGAAGGGUGCCAAAGAUGGGAGGAUAUACCUGAGUGUAGGAGUCGUGGUGAUGUGUAUCAGAGAAAGACGGGUCACCUCAAUUUUGAAUAUGCAAUCAGUGAACCAAAUAUGAGCUAUGGCCUGAGUGAUUGCCAGGCCAUGUGCUGGAGCAAUUGUAGUUGCACUGGUUACAAAGAACACAAUCAUAAUGGUACUGGAUGUACAUUCUUUUCAUCAGGACCUUAUUAUACUCUUAGUGAUGUUGGUGAAAGAUUUUACAUGCUGGGGAACGUAACACAACAGAUUGACAAGUCGACUGCAAAGUCAGAACCUCCUGGUACAAAAAAGUUUAUAUGGAUAAGUGCAUUAAUAGCAACUAUUCUACUCAUAAUAUGCCUAUUCAGUGUCUGCCUAAUCUUGAAAAAACGAAAAUAUAUGUUUCAAGAUAAGAAAAAGAAAGGAAUGGUGACCAAGAUGUUGCAUUUAGCAACUUGUAAAGGAACAUCUAGCCGGAAAGAAUUUGAAGAUGAUUUAAAACAUGGACUCGAGUUAAAAGCAUUUACUUAUAUAUCAAUAAUGGAAGCUACAGAUGGGUUUUCAUCUGAAAAUAAGUUGGGACAAGGAGGCUUUGGACCUGUAUAUAAGGGAAUUUUUUCAACGGGACAAGAGGUUGCUAUAAAAAGACUUUCAAAAUCUUCUACACAGGGAAUUGUGGAGUUCAAAAAUGAACUUAAACUUAUAUGUGAACUUCAACAUAUGAAUCUUGUACAACUACUUGGUUAUUGCAUUCAUGAAGAAGAGAGGAUUCUACUUUAUGAGUAUAUGCCAAACAAAAGCUUGGAUUUCUUUAUAUUCGAUUGUACUAGAAGAAAAUUACUAGAUUGGAAGAAGCGCUUCAACAUAAUAGAAGGAAUUGCUCAAGGAUUACUUUAUCUUCAUAAGUAUUCAAGACUUAAAGUCAUUCACAGAGACCUGAAAGCUAGUAACAUACUUCUUGAUGAAAAUUGGAACCCCAAAAUUUCAGAUUUUGGAAUGGCAAGAAUCUUCACACAACAAGAACCUGUAGAAAACACCAACAGGGUUGUUGGGACAUAUGGUUACAUGUCACCAGAAUAUGCCAUGGAAGGAAUUUUCUCUACAAAGUCUGAUGUCUAUAGUUUUGGAGUGUUACUGCUUGAAAUUAUUAGUGGAAGAAGAAACACUAGCUUUUAUGAUGAUGACCACCCAUUAAAUCUAAUAGGACAUGCAUGGGAGUUAUGGAAUGUAGGUGAACCUCUACAAUUAGUGGAUCAAUCACUAAAUGAGUCGUUUGAACCUGAUGAAGUGCAAAGAUGCAUUCAUGUUGGUCUUUUGUGCGUUGAACAAUACACAAAUGAUCGACCUACAAUGUUUGACAUUCUAUCCAUGUUGACAAACAAAAGUGCUAUAGUUUCCUUACCUCAAAGACCAGCAUUCUAUGUUAAAAGAGAGAUCUCUAAUAGGUCAUUAUCUUCUAAAGAGUUGCUUACUGAUUCUACAUUUGAAAUUACUACCUCUGGGAAAAUGGAAUCAAGGUUAAGAACCUAUCUAGCAAACUAGCAAACCUUUGGUGGAUUUGAGUGGAGGAGUGAACCGAAUCCAAACCUAGUCUUUGGAGGGAUUUCCACUACACAAAAGGAGUGUUUAAACACUUGGAGAGGACUAACAAAGUUUGUUCAUUGUGAAGGAACCCAAUUGGAGGAGUUGAAGACCUAAAUUUUUGUCUUUUCAUUUUUUUACUUGAUUUCUUUUGGGCCACUUGUGUUUGGGCCUUAUUUCUUUAUCUUGGUUUGUAAUUGGUCAUUUCUAAACCUCUUCAAUUUGGUUUUAGUUCGUGUAGUUGAAGGUGAUUUGAAAACCUUCACUUAGGCCUUCGACUAGUAUAUGUUUUUAAGCUUUCCUUUUGCAUGUUUUAAAGCUUUUGUUAGUAUAAUUGCUUAGGAUUUUAUAUUUUGUCUCUAAUUCCAUUUAGAAGGCUUGCUUUUGCCUACUAGGGGGAACGUGCACACACACACUUUAUUUUUGUGCCAAAUUGUUUUGUGAGAAAAGUGGAAAAGGCUUAGUAAUUUUU
Molecule: messenger RNA, 3950 nt
Organism: Cajanus cajan (pigeon pea)
Lineage: Eukaryota; Viridiplantae; Streptophyta; Magnoliopsida; Fabales; Fabaceae
Source: RefSeq, a predicted model, not a curated record